AUGUUCAGAAAAUUUUCCAAAGAAGACGUACAUUCCAGGUCCAAUGUCAAAUCCUCAGUUCAACGUACGCUGAAGUCAAAGCUGGUAAGGCAAUUCCCCAAGCUCGAGCCUGUUAUCGAUGAAUUGGUGCCCAAAAAGAGCCAAGUCGAACUAAUCAAGUGUGAGGAUAAAAUUCAAUUAUACUGCGUCGACGGGCAGGUGCUUUUCUUCCAGAAGUUCGACGAGCUGAUUCCUUCUCUGAAACUUGUGCAUAAAUUUCCAGAGGCCUUUCCCACCAUUCAGGUUGAUCGCGGUGCUAUCAAGUUUGUUUUGUCAGGGGCCAAUAUUAUGUGCCCAGGGCUAACUUCGCCUGGUGCUGCGUUGCCAGAAGCACCAGGGUUUGAGAACGAUGCUUUGGUUAUUGUGAAAGCAGAAAAGAAGGACAGUCCUUUAGCUGUGGGACGGCUAUUAAUGAGCACCGAAGACAUCAAAUCCGUUAACAAGGGACAUGGGGUGGAGCUUCUGCAUCAUUUAGGCGACAACUUGUGGAGUUUCGCACUCGAAUAA
Molecule: messenger RNA, 546 nt
Organism: Lachancea dasiensis
Lineage: Eukaryota; Fungi; Ascomycota; Saccharomycetes; Saccharomycetales; Saccharomycetaceae
Source: the annotation of a GenBank genome assembly